Trametes versicolor FP-101664 SS1 is the source of this 935-nucleotide messenger RNA. RefSeq lists its product as uncharacterized. The coding region runs from base 6 to 851 and encodes 281 amino acids. NCBI's taxonomy places the organism in Eukaryota, Fungi, Basidiomycota, Agaricomycetes, Polyporales, Polyporaceae. The transcript is spliced from 2 exons. The record is from RefSeq and is a predicted model, not a curated record.
GGGAUAUGGACGCCCACGCCAGCCAUGAUCACGAGAUGCAGCAGUUCGGUUACGAGUCCACCAUGGCGUUAUCGCAGGCGCUCAGAAAAUACCUGAUGGUACACGACUGGGCUGUCGAGCAUAUGGUCAACGCGCAUGUCAUCCUCGAAAGCGGGACAAGCAUGGCUAUCGCCCGACAAGAGCCUCGAACACACAUCUUGAGGAUCCGCCUCGCUUGCCAGACUACCCCGAGCACGCCCCCGAGUUCGCAGCGCAACCCCGCUACCACGUUCAGGGUCGUCGACCACGGUUUCUGUCCCAUCGCGCUCUAUGCCGCCGGCUCCGCGCGGAAUUCCAGUACGACUUGCGCCGAUAUCCUGCAAGAAUGCCGGAGGAUCCACGAAGCCAACCUCAGGAGCCCUACUCUGAACUCGCACUAUUACGUCGGCGUUCUUCCCAUCAUGUACUUCGUCGACGGCUGCUCAUUCACCCAGACGAGGAUGCUCCCCAUCUUCCGGCCGCCCAACAACGUCAAUAUGGAGGUCAAAGCGAGGACCGUCCUGUACGACCUCGCCCGCUACUGCGCCUACACCAUGGGCACCGCGUUCCCGCUCUGUUCCAUCGACGACAACGAUGUGUACUGCGCUGUUCCGGGUCGGUGUGUACGUUCCAAGGGGAAGCAGUGGACGUGGGAGGCCCUGUUCGACGACUGGGCCGACUAUUACGGGGGACGCGGUGAACGCCUGCCGGGGCUCGAGGAACUUGGUCUGACACUCCUCCCCCCUGUGGCGAUGAAGCUCUAUUCCACGUUCUGGAUGAUGGAUGCCGAUGUAGCAGACAAGCUUGGUAUACCGACGGCGUAUAGCCUGUAGUGGGCUAGUCACAGUACUCUCGUCAUCUUGGUGUGCCUUAUCUUUCGCCAACAGCUUAGAGUGUUUUCUUGGUAUGACGAGGGU